CAGUUCCACUCUCUUCUCUUUCUUGUGGUACCAGCGGAUCCUUUCUCCUUGGGACCUUCUGUCAGCCAGAAAUACUCCUUAAGAAAUCCUCCUUAAAUGGAAAUCUCUGCACAGCCAAAAUUAAGGCACUGAAAGCCCAGCUGGAAACAUCUGCAGGGUGAACUUGUCAGCUUCUGUACUGAACUCUGUGCAUCCUAUCUUGGAAUAAUCUUACAACGAACCAAGCCGGUGACAUUGAGGCCUAGGCCCAAGAUGUCGCCGACAAGAAUGCAAAACUUGCAAGGUUAAAGUCUCAAAAUGACGGUGACGCUGAGGACGUUGCAGGUAAAGAAGGCACAACUCACAAGAUGGGACGGAUGCGCAUCUAUUUUAACGGGCAAGUCAUCCCCAGCUUGUUGUCUAGCAGCCUACCUGGGGUCACCAAUAGUGCAAGGAUGGUGACAACUUUCACCACCAUCCACCUGUUCCUGCUCCUAACUCAAGCAACACCAGAGGCGAGCACUGAGGAGGACCCACUACAUUGGAACUCUGUGCUCCGGAUGAUUGAAAUCUGGGCGAAUGCCACCGGCCCGCAUCCAGAGGGGGUAACCACUUGCAUCCCGAAGCCUGCAGCAAUCGAGGACAAUGUUCUAGAGGUGUAUGUUACUCCCCUUAAUAUCGCAAAAUGGUUUUCUGAGGUACAAGGACCAUUGUGUGGAACCUCUAUUUGUAGAGUCAAUGGUCCCAUACCUUGCCCAGGUUGCCAAGUAGUUUCUUUUCCCGACUAUACACACAUAAGCGGGAGUAAAAUGACGGCGUAUUACUGGCCGUCAGGUCAAAUAACAGAGAAAAACAUCUCUAGCCUAAACUGUAGGAGUUGGGGACUAGGGAGUAACAAAGUAGAGCCAAUUGGUUGUCAUCGUAUCCCCUGGGGGGCUCGGAAGGGGGGCACCAAUGAAGAUCAAGUACAAUUCCUACCAUGGCAAGCCCAUGGUCUCCAGCCUUCAUGGUUACUUUUCCUUAAUAGCACUCCCAUGCCAGAGGGAGGGUGGAAUGUAAGCAGAGGGGUAAAUCUCACUAUUUUCAACGAGAAACAUCAGCUGCUGAGUGCUUUCUUCCCAUUGAGACAAGCGGGAGUGCGGUAUUUAGAAAGCUGCAACCUAACACACCCCUACUGCACACCUAGAAUCCAGGCCCUUUGGUGUCGUAGAAAGGAGCUGCCGACCAAUGCACCCCGAGGACUCAUGUGGGCAUGCACCAACGGUGUACUAUAUAUUUCUCCACCUGCUCACUUUGAUGGGGCUUGUUUUAUUGCCAGUGUGGAACUCUGCCCACCUCUUGCCACAAACACUUCCAACCCGUACACUCCCUGGUUCGCACACACUAAGGCCAGGGGAAAACGCUCCGCCACCACUUGGUCCAGAAUGACCUAUAGCCAACAAGUAGGCAAACGUUUUGAAUGGGUAAUCGAAGGGUUGUUCCUUUGGUAUGUAGGAAUCAUAAGAGCCCAGGAGGCCAUUGUAAAAUUAGCAGAGGAAGUAGAAAUGGGCUUCAACACCACCAAUGAAGCUCUAUUCCUGCUAAAUAAGCAGUUACAAGAAACCUCAAAGAUGACUAUGCAAAAUCGACUUGCCCUAGAUGCUAUGUUACUUCAUAAUGGAGGAGUAUGCAAAUAUCUAAAUUUAUCUCAUGAGUAUUGCUGUAUUUCAAUUCCUAAUGUGACCAUACUGUUAAUGGCUCAACUGGAGGUAAUUAAAAAGGCCGCUAAAGGUGUUAAUGCCAUAGCGAAAGUAAGCAGUGGUUGGCUCGCAGACCUUUUUUCCAGUUUUGGUUGGAGUUUUUCCUCGUUAGCAAUGCGCAUACUUGCCCCAUUAUUAACCCUAUUAAUACCUCUAUUCAGUUGUUUAUUGUGUGUUUGCGUAGGAUGUUGUGUCGUUGAUUCAAUCAAAAAGAAAGUCAUAACACUAUCGGCCUUAGUUUACACUCAAAUACCUAAUCCUUCCGAAGACGAGGACUUUGAGUGUGUGUCUAUGACCAGUAUUAGAUAAAUUAACAAUGUAUCCAUGUUCAAUCAUAUAACAAUCUGGCAGUAGUCAAGGGGGCAUGUCUGAAGGUGAUGUGACUCCACCAGAUUGUUGUUUGAGGUGUUAAGUGACAUGGCUACCUGUGAGUGACAUUCGGUGACGCAGUGGCGGAGGAAUGUGAACUUAAUAUGCACCAUCAUGCGGACAGUGCGUGAUCGCUUAUAGCCUAACCAGUCAGGAGUUACCCCUAGAGUGUGACUGGCUGGACCAGCAUGCUGAGGGCUCCAGAGUGUUCCAUCAAGGGGGGGACCCUGAUUGGCUAGGGAGUCUAUAAAGGGGACUGCGUGCCUUGGCGUAGGGUCCCCAGACGCUCCCAGACUUCGGUCCUUGGGAUCAGAUCAAAAAGACAGCCUGAUCACCUGUCUUGCCGUCUGGACAGACCCCUAGGCUUCUAGCUAGAUUUCUAGCAUACACUGCUAUAGCUUAUAGUUAGACCACACGCAAUCCGGAACGCCCUGUGUGUUGCCCAACUAGGCAUCAUACUUGUAUCACCACUACACCUUACUUGUCACUCGCCACUACCUAUCAUUUGUUCAUUUUUCUACCCGCACCACGUCGUCUGUGUCCACCUGCUACUGUAAAUGGUCCUUGUAAUUAGUUCCUGUAUUCAUCAAGUUACUUCAACUCGUUAAUCAUCUGGUUGGCUUGUAAGUAAACUUAUAAAUUUUCCUCACAUACCAUUUGUCUCAGUAUCGCGCUCUUUCUCCCUCUCUCUUACACCUGGCAUCCCCAAGCGUGUCUGGGUUGGUGUCACUACCCAGUGCCCCACUCGACACGCAACUGCGGCCGUUUCCCAAGCACUCUGGGAAUCGUGGCCCACAGGUAGUUUCAUGAUUUAAUGUGUGAAAGAGGUUAUUGGAUGAUUGGCCUUUGUAUGGUGGAAAUACUAAGGCUGUGGUACGUUUCUUGAUAUAUGGUAGCUGUUCUGUUACUGGGCUGAGUAACAAGCAGUGUAUACUCUUAAAUGCUUUAACUUUUUAUUUCCUUCUUUUUGUGAUUUUAUUUUCUGUCUAGGCCAAGCUUCAUAAUCUCAGAAUGCUGCAAUUUUUUUGUGUUAAUACAUUGUCAGUAUAAUAUUAAAUAUAUGUUUUAGAUAAUGUGAUUAAAGCUGGAAGUCCUUUAUUCAAGGAAAAAUAAUAUAAUUCCAAGUAAAUUAGCAUAGGCACUCACUAAUCCUUUUGCAAAUACAAUUCAUGCAGAUAUUAUUUACAAAUAAUUUUCUACUUUCCCUAGCAGAGCUGUGACUAAUGUAUAUGUUUUUAAAUUCAAUUGAGAAAAUGUCACCCUGACUUAGUUAGAUCAACAGACAGUUUAGAAUAGGCUGCUGUAGACAGAGCCCUUCAAGUCUCCAGAAAAUGGAGACAACCCUUUGGCAUCUUUCUAGCUGCUGACCUACUGAUGUCAGAUUCUAGGGAGAAGUGUGAUGUUUAUGCAAAUUACUGUGAAAGCCAUUACUGGCUUAAUGCCUCUACAGAUAAUGUAAUCCUGAUACAUUAGCUUGCUAGAUUGAGGGAUACUGUUUGCUUUAACCUUGAAUUGUUUAUCUCUUUCCAUACUUUGCUCCUCAAACUUCUGCCAGUCAGGGAGAGAAAAAUUGAAAUCCAACCUUCCAGCACUAACACCAAGAUAAAUAAAUAAGAUGAUGCUAUAUAUACACACAAGAAUAAAAGUACAAGCAACACUAUAAGAAGGAAAAUAUGCAUAAUCACAGAAGAAGAAUUUAGGUGACAUUGUUCUUAAUUAUGCUUGUAAGCCUGAUAAGAUACAGCCAAUGCACUUAGUUUUGGAGAUGAAGAAAGAGACAAAAAUAACUAAAAGCCACCUGUUUACUGCCUUAGUCUCAGGGCAAGGGGGCCUAUUUCAUCACCCAGCACAAAUUAUGGCAAUCAACUACAAAAGGUUCUUUACUGGCCAUUAAGCAAAUGAGAAAUGCUUGUGUGAGGGUCUGAAAAGCUGGCCCAGCUUGACUGGAUACAACAAUGAUGGUGUAUUAGAAGUGGGCAGAGAAAUGAAUGAGAUUGCCUGUCCUUCAGUGGUUUUAAAGGCAUGUAGGCAUAAUGAACAUAACAUGCCUAUAUUAGGAAUACACUUUAUACUCCAUGCAUACAACUAUUACUUUUGCUAGUAUAGGGCUUAAGGGCUGGCAAGGGCUGGCUUCUUCAUAACUGCUGGUAGAAAAAAAAUCCAGUCAAGGGUCUCCAACUUAUUUUUUCAGUUUAAAUGAAUGACAGUUCAUUGCUCAAGCACAGGUAUUUUUUACUUCUGGCUGUAGUGGGUAGUAAGACAGGUGGAUCCAAUUUAUAGUUUCCCUCUUAAGUAUAGAAGUGGUCAUAGGUGCUUAAAUAAGAUUCUGUUCCACUCUACUCAAUUACCUGAAAAAUAGUAGUUGAAAAAGGUGGGUAGGUCUUCCUCAUCUUCCUCACUGCUUUCUUCUGACUUAGUCAUAAGGAUAAGAGUAUGGUGGGAUUUUUUAAAUAAGGAGAUACAGAUGGAUUUUCAGGGACUUAAAGGGGAUGGAAUAAAAUUACAUUUAAGAUAUGUACACACAUUCAAAUAAUCUGGAGGAAAUCUACUGAGUUUGUUCUUCUGGUAGAAAAACUUACCUAGAGCCACAUGUACAGACAUUUGAAACCUGAGGCCUUGAAGAGUGGAGAGCUUGCAGUGCUGACACUGUGCAGUUGGGGCUUGGGCUGUGCAUACAUCUCAGUAUGCUCUGCUGGCUCUCUUUGUCUUCCUGGCAACAAAUGGCAGCAGUGCCAAGGGCAGGUCAGACUGUGUUGUCAGCAUGUACAAACAUUUAUUGUCCCAAAAGAAACUCUCCUGGAAGUGAUUUUACAUUUGUUGUUCCCAUGUUAUUUUUCUCCUGGAACAGCCAUUUUUACUCUGGGAGAAAAAGCCUGAACAUCUAUAUACUUGUAGUUUCACCUAGGAGUGCGGCGACCUCCAGAUGAAACUGAAUGUCUGUAUGAGGCCUUGGGCACUUAACUUCAUUUAGAUACCUAAGAAAUGGAAUAGAAUCGGGCCCAUGGUCUCUUUGAGAGCUAGGGCUCCAUCCAUAAGAAGAAAAAUGUGAUAUGUGCUUCUACAAAGAUUAAUGAAAUAUAAAUGUACUGCUUUAACAAACAAUAUUUUUCUUUCACUUCUGUGCAUGUAUCAGGCAUCCAGUAAGCUUAUGUAAUUUCAGGAUUUCUUUUGUUUAAACACAGAUACAUUAUUUAAAAAGUACAUUAUAUAGAAGGAUAGGAGGGCAUACACAUCAUUGUUGCUUUCACAAAACUUCAUCAGCAUGCAAAUUGAACCUAAGAUAGUUCUGGCAAAAAUGAAAAACUUUAACUAAGCUUCGUAAUGUGAAUUAAAUGUUCUUGGUUUGUAAAAUAUUAUAAUGGAAUUAUUUGGGUAUCAUAAAUAAAUGCAAAAAUAGAUAUAGUAAUGUUGUUAUUACUAAAGCAGUAAAUGACUACAGUUACACUCUGCUGAAUGGCAUGCACCAUGGGAAUGAAAUCUUAGGAUUUAUGGAGAACAUAUUUGUUUUUGAUUUACAGUAUUUACAAUCUCCUUACACAGUCUUCUGCAUUUGCCUGGUCAUAGGAUAAGAAAUUGAUGCAGACAAUGAAACAGCAGAAAAAAGUCAGUUAAGUAAUGAAUAUGAAUCAGUGGCUUUAUUUCAGCAUUAAUUUGAAAUAAAAAAUGCAUAGUGUU
Alligator mississippiensis (American alligator) is the source of this 5762-nucleotide messenger RNA. RefSeq lists its product as uncharacterized. The transcript has 4 exons. The coding region runs from base 348 to 2027 and encodes 559 amino acids. The record is from RefSeq and is a predicted model, not a curated record. NCBI's taxonomy places the organism in Eukaryota, Metazoa, Chordata, Crocodylia, Alligatoridae.